Messenger RNA from Cicer arietinum (chickpea), 1337 nucleotides. Its product is annotated as probable plastid-lipid-associated protein 4, chloroplastic. Lineage: Eukaryota; Viridiplantae; Streptophyta; Magnoliopsida; Fabales; Fabaceae. The record is from RefSeq and is a predicted model, not a curated record.
UAUUCCUACAAGAGAUAUGGCCAGUUUUAGCCAAACAGAGCAUAAGCAUGACUCGUCUCUCUACUCCCACUUCUACUCUGACUCUGCCAUUCAAAUAUAGAAUCGAUUCUCGUCCUUCGCAAUCAAAUCUUAUUUUCUCAUCCGCACGACCAAAACUCAACAUCAUAUUACCAUCAUCCGUAUCUAAUUCUGAGAAAUGGAGGAACAUGGUUUCAUUCUUCCAAGGUUAUCUCAAUGGAGGCAAAAACAAUUAUGUUCAGAGCCUCAAAGUGGAGCUCUAUGAAACUAUUGAACCACUUGACCGAGGUGCUGAAGCUACUUCUGAGGACCAACAACGUGUGGACAAGAUUGCUUGUAAACUUGAGGCUAUGAAUUCUGUUAAGGAGCCUCUCAACUCUGAUUUGCUCAAUGGAAAAUGGGAGCUUUUAUAUACAACAUCUCAAUCAAUUUUGCAAACAAAGAGACCAAAAUUCUUGCGACCAAAUGGAAAGAUCUAUCAGGCAAUUAAUGUAGAUACCUUGAGAGCUCAAAAUAUAGAAACUUGGCCGUUCUACAACCAGGCCACUGCCAAUUUAGUGCCACUUAACUCAAGAAGGGUGACUGUCAAGUUUGAUUUCUUCAAGAUUGCUAGUUUGAUACCUAUAAAAUCACCUGGCACUGGUCGUGGCCAAUUGGAAAUUACUUAUUUGGAUGAAGAUUUAAGAAUAUCAAGAGGUAAUAGAGGCAACCUAUUCAUCUUGAAAAUGGUAGAUCCAUCCUAUAGAGUUCCACUUUGAUGUAAGUGCUCCAAGAAUUGCUGGUAGUGGCCUAGUUGGUACCUUCAAAACUUUGCAGCAUGAAUUUAUGCUACCAAAGUUCAAGUCAAGAAAUGGUUCACUUUGUCUGUCUAUUAUUUCUAUCCUUUUAUGCUUCUUUCUGUUUUACAAGUAUUUAACUUCAAUUAUAUCCAGUUAAUUUCUACCCUUCUAUGCAUCAUCUAUUAUCGCCUUUGACGGUGUAAUCGAUCACGCAACCUUCUAUUCGUGCAACUAUCAUUGUAUGUAGCCACUGCUGAGCCAUCUGAUACAGUUCAACCUUCCCAGCACUCUUGAUCAGUAAAGGUGUAAUCCAUGGAUGGAUAGUGGGGUGCAAAAUGUUCUAGAAAUUCUCCAUAACAGUUUUGUGUAGCAAAAUGAAUAAAUUAUUUAUAAUAGUAAGGAUUAAUGAGCCAACAAUUAAAAUAUUUAAUCUAAAUUCACUUGUAGUUGCAGGAGGGUCAGUUUUGGUUCUAUGCAACCGAUGUCAAGACUUUGUUUUUUGAAUAGGUCUAUUCAAGAUGUAUACUUCUGAAACUCACA